Corapipo altera (White-ruffed manakin) is the source of this 10010-nucleotide messenger RNA. It is a transcript of the gene DOCK11, whose product is annotated as dedicator of cytokinesis 11. The transcript has 56 exons. Lineage: Eukaryota; Metazoa; Chordata; Aves; Passeriformes; Pipridae. The record is from RefSeq and is a predicted model, not a curated record. Gene Ontology annotation, biological process: positive regulation of filopodium assembly; small GTPase-mediated signal transduction; positive regulation of GTPase activity. Bases 75 to 6269 code for a protein of 2064 amino acids. Gene Ontology annotation, molecular function: guanyl-nucleotide exchange factor activity.
AGGGAAGCGGGGAGGUACCAGCCCGCGGAUCGGAUCGGCUCGCCUGGGUUUGGCUCGGCUCGGACCAUGUCGCCAUGUCGGAAGUGAGGAAGUUCACGAAGCGGCUCAGCAAGCCGGGCACGGCGGCCGAGCUGCGGCAGAGCGUGUCCGAGGCGGUGCGCAGCUCCUUCGUGCUGGAAAAAACCAAAGUGGUGGAACCCUUGGACUAUGAGAACGUGAUCCUUCAACGCAGAGUUCAGAUCUACAGCGAUCCCCUCCGGGACCUGCUGAUAUUCCCGAUCGAAGAUGUAUCUAUCUCAGUCAUCGGCCGACAGAGAAGGACUGUCCAGUCGACAGUGCCAGAAGAUGCUCUAAAAAAAGCUCAGAGUCUCUUUGUCAAAGAGUGCAUUAAAACCUACAGCUCUGACUGGCACGUGGUAAACUACAAGUAUGAGGAAUACUCAGGAGACUUUCGGAUGUUGCCAUGCAAAUCCUUCAGGCCAGACAAGAUUCCAAACCACGUCUUUGAAAUUGAUGAAGACUUCGAAAAGGAUGAGGAUUCCUCAUCCCUGUGCUCUCAGAAGGGCGGUGUGAUAAAGCAGGGCUGGCUGCACAAAGCAAAUGUAAAUAGCACCAUCACUGUUACCAUGAAGGUAUUCAAGAGGAGGUAUUUUUACUUGUCACAACUCACAGAUGGCUCCUAUAUUCUGAAUUCCUAUAAAGAUGAGAAAAUUUCAAAGGAAUCCAAAGGCUGCAUUUUCUUGGACGCUUGCAAUGACGUUGUUCAGUGUCCCAAGAUGCGCCGUUAUGCAUUUGAACUGAAGACAAUAGACAAAUACAGCCACUACCUUGCAGCUGAAACUGAGCAGGAGAUGGAAGAGUGGCUGGUGACCCUGAGAAAGAUCAUUCAGAGCAAUACUGAGAGUUUGGUGCAAGAGAAGAAAGAUACUGUGGAAUCUGUGCAAGAUGAUGAAUCAAGCACGCAGGGUAAAUCAGAGAACAUCCUGGAGAGCCUGGAGAGAAGCAUGCAUCCAGAGCUGAUGAAGUAUGGAAGAGAAACAGAUCAGCUGAACAAACUCAGCAGAAAUGAUGGAAGACAAAACAUCUUUUCUUUUGACCCAGAAGUCCAGAGACUAGACUUCUCAGGGAUUGAGCCAGACGUGAAGCCAUUUGAGGAAAAGUGCAGCCGGCGCUUUGUGGUGUGCUGCCAGGACUUCUCCCUCAACCUCCUUGCUCAUCUCAGUGACAGGGCAGAAGGAGGACCCACCAACGUUGAGCCCUUUUUCCUAAGCUUGGCGUUAUUCGACCUGAAAAAUAAUUGCAAGAUUUCAGCUGACUUCCACGUGGACCUGAACCCCCCGUCUGUCCGUGAGAUGCUGCUGGAGAGCUCCGUGUCCGGAGCGGAGGGAGCCAAGGGACGCUCGCCAGGCGAGAACCUCGUGCACGGGGUCCCCGAGUCCUGCCUGCACUACAUAAAACGGGGGGUUUUCUCCGUGACUGAUCCACAUGCAGAGAUCUUCCUGGUGGCCCGUGUGGAGAAGGUGCUGCAGGGCAGCAUUGCACACUGUGUAGAGCCCUACAUGAAGAAUUCGGACCCUGGAAAGACUGCCCAGAAAGUCCAUAAGGUGGCCAAGCAGGUGUGCAGCCGUCUGGGGCAGUACCGGAUGCCCUUCGGUUGGGCUGCCAGACCAGUUUUCAAAGACUCCCAGGGCACUCUUGAUGCUGAAGGAAAAUUCUCACCCCUCUACAAGCAAGACAGCAGCAAACUCUCAAACGAAGAUAUGCUGAAGCUUUUAGCAGAGUAUAAGAAACCAGAGAAGACAAAACUACAAGUCAUUCCAGCCCAGUUAAAUAUCAUCAUCAAAGAUGUCCCGCUAGACUUCACAAAUUGUGUCACAGCUUCUUACAUUCCUAUAAAGCCUUUUGAGAAGAGCUGUGAGGACGUUGCGGUGGAAGUGGAGGAGCUUGUCCCAGAAGUUGCAAAAUACUGUUACCCCUUCACUGUCUACAAAAACCACCUCUAUGUCUACCCCUUGCAUUUGAAGUAUGAGAACCAGAAGGUGUUUGCGAAGGCAAGGAAUAUUGCUGUCUGUGUUGAGUUCAGGGAUUCAGAUGAAGCUGAUGCCAGGCCACUAAAGUGUAUAUAUGGCAAACCUGGAGGCCCUCUCCUGACCACAAACGCGUAUGCUGCUGUGCUGCAUCACAACCAGAGUCCAGAGUUCUAUGAUGAGAUUAAAAUUGAGCUUCCAAUUCACCUCCAUCAAAAGCAUCAUUUGCUUUUCACCUUCUAUCAUGUCAGCUGUGAAAUUAAUACAAAGGCAACAUCGAAAAAACAGGACACCGUUGAAACUCAAGUGGGAUACGCCUGGGUCCCGUUGCUGAAGGAUGGGCGGAUCGUCACCCUGGAGCGGCAGCUGCCGGUUUCAUCCAACCUUCCACCCGGCUACCUGGGUCUUGGAGACACAGAGUCACGAAAGCAGCCCAGCGUGGAUGCAAAAUGGGUGGAUGGAGCAAAGCCACUGUUUAAAAUCAGAAUCCAUUUGGACUCAACAAUUUACACCCAGGACAUACACUUGCACAAAUUCUUCCAGUACUGCCAGCUGGUUCAGGCGGGAGCUAAGGAGGUCCCAGGAGAACUCGUUAAAUGCCUAAAGUGUUUGCACGCCAUGGAGAUCCAAGUAAUGAUUCAGUUUCUACCUGUAAUUCUUAUGCAACUAUUUAGAGUCCUCACAAACGUGACCCAGGAGGAUGAAGUAGCUGUCAACUGCACCAUGGUUCUUCUGCACAUUGUGUCCAAGUGCCAUGAAGAAGGUCUAGACCACUACUUGCGCUCCUUCAUAAAGUAUGUCUUUCGAGCUGAGAAGCCAAGUGUCAAACAGGCGAAGAUGACCCAUGAAAUCCUGGUCCUUUCCAUGGCCACAAUCUUGAAGCAAUCAGCAGAUUUUCUAGCCAUCAAUAAGCUACUCAAGUACUCGUGGUUUUUCUUUGAAGCACUGGCAAAGUCCAUGGCAAUGUACUUACUGGAAGAGAACAAAAUCAAGCUGCCCAGAGGCCAGCGGUUCCCCGAGUCCUACCAGCACGCCCUGCAUUCGCUGCUGCUUGCCAUCAUUCCUCACGUGACCAUUCGCUAUAACGAGAUCCCCGAGGAGUCCAGGAACGUCAACUUUAGCUUGGCUAACUUCCUGAAGCGUUGUCUGACCUUUAUGGACAGAGGAUUUGUUUUUAACUUGAUAAAUGAUUACGUUUCUGGAUUCAGCCCAAAAGACCCUAAGCUGCUGGUUGAAUACAAGUUUGAAUUUCUUCAAACCAUUUGCAAUCACGAGCACUACAUUCCUCUGAACUUGCCAAUGACCUUUUCCAAACCCAAGCUGCAAAGAGUUCAAGACUUUUUUUCAUUUGCUGUGGAACGGUUCACUUCAGUAGAUGUAAAUCUCGAGUACAGUUUAACUGACGAGUAUUGCAGGCACCAUUUCCUGGUGGGGAUGCUUCUCAGAGAAGCCUCUGUUGCCUUGCAGGACAACUAUGAUAUCAGAUAUACAGCCAUCUCAGUCUUAAAAAAUCUCUUGAUCAAGCAUGCCUUUGACAACAGAUACCAGCACAAGAACCAGCAGGCAAAAAUUGCCCAGCUGUACCUGCCACUCUUUGGGGUGCUCCUGGAGAACCUCCAGCGCGUGGCCAGUCGUGAGGCACUUUAUUCCUGUGCAUCUGCCUCCAGUCCCGCAUCCAGGGAUGAAUUCAUAUGCAGUUUUGCAUCCCCCUCAAAUAGAUCCAGCCUGAUUGCAGACAAAGAUCCAGCCUGUGGAGCAGCCCUUCCAAAUGGCCAUGCAAUAAAGCGAGAGGACUCAAAAGGAUCCCUGAACUCGGAGGGGGCAACCAGUUCCCCGGAUCAGAGUGAAACUGCCCGCAGAAGUUCCAUGAGGAGCAGUGUGUCACACUGCAGCCGGCUGGACCAGUUUGAGAUCCGGACACUUCUGAUGUGCUACCUCUACAUUGUGAAGAUGAUCUCUGAAGAAACUCUUUUAGCAUAUUGGAACAAAUUCUCUCCCCAGGAGCUGAUCAAUGUCCUUGUGCUUCUGGAGGUGUGUUUAUUUCACUUCAGAUACGUGGGCAAGAGGAAUAUUGCCAGCUCCUGCAUGCGAUCCCCAGGCCCAGGCGAGCGCAGGUUGGCAGUGUCCCCCCCAGCUGGCUGCAGGGUGCACGAUGCCUGGUUAUCCAAGCACACGGCAGCAGACAGGAAAUCCCAGACGAUGCCAGCGCUCCGCAGCAGAGCCGGGGUGCGGCUCCAGCAUCUGGGCAGCUUGGAGACCUCCUUCACACUCAACCACAAUGCAGGCACCUCAGAAGCAGAUAUUGUGCACCAGGCAUUACUGGAGGGCAAUAUUGCCACCGAAGUGUGCCUGACAGUCCUGGACACCAUCUCUUUUUUCACUCAGAGUUUCAAGACCCAGCUUUUAAGCAACGAUGGCCACAAUCCACUUAUGAAGAAGGUUUUUGAUAUUCAUCUGGCUUUUCUCAAAAACGGGCAGUCAGAAGCAGCUCUUAAGCAUGUGUUUGCCUCUCUGAGAGCUUUCAUUAGCAAGUUUCCCUCAGCAUUUUUCAAGGGAAGGGUGAACAUGUGCGCUGCCCUCUGCUAUGAGAUCCUGAAGUGUUGCACUUCCAAGGUGUCCUCCACAAGGAACGAAGCCUCUGCUCUUCUGUAUCUCCUGAUGAGAAAUAAUUUUGAGUUCACCAAAAGGAGAACAUUCCUGAGAACACAUCUUCAGAUCAUAAUUGCAGUGAGCCAGCUGAUAGCAGAUGUGGCACUUAGCGGUGGGACAAGAUUUCAGGACUCUUUGCUCAUCAUUAACAACUUUGCAAACAGCGACAGGCCUAUGAAGGCAACUGCUUUUCCUUCUGAAGUCAAAGAUUUGACAAAGAGAAUCCGCACAGUGCUUAUGGCUACUGCUCAAAUGAAAGAACAUGAGAAGGAUCCAGAAAUGCUGAUUGAUCUGCAGUACAGCUUAGCCAAGUCUUAUGCAAGUACCCCAGAGCUCCGGAAAACAUGGUUGGACAGCAUGGCAAAGAUCCACGUGAAAAAUGGAGACUUUUCAGAGGCAGCCAUGUGUUAUGUUCACGUAGCAGCCCUUGUUGCAGAGUUUCUGCACAGGAAAAAACUCUUCCCCAGUGGAUGCACUGCCUUCAGGAAAAUCACUCCCAACAUUGAUGAAGAAGGUGCAAUGAAAGAAGAUGGUGGGAUGAUGGAUGUACAUUACAGUGAGGAGGUCCUGGUGGAGCUGCUGGAGCAGUGUGUAGAUGGCCUGUGGAAAGCAGAGCGUUAUGAAACAAUUUCUGAAGUUUCCAAACUGAUCAUUCCUAUUUAUGAAAAGCGGCGGGAAUUUGAGAAACUUACUCAGCUGUACAGAACGCUCCAUGGAGCAUAUGCUAAGAUACUGGAAGUAAUGCACUCAAGGAAGAGACUCCUUGGAACCUUUUUCAGAGUGGCCUUUUAUGGACAAACGUUCUUUGAAGAAGAAGAUGGGAAGGAAUACGUCUAUAAGGAACCCAAACUGACAGGCCUCUCAGAGAUCUCCUUCAGACUUCUUAAGCUUUAUGGAGAAAAGUUUGGGUCAGAGACUGUAAAGAUUAUCCAGGAUUCUAAUAAGGUCAACAUUAAAGACCUUGAUCCUAAGUAUGCCCAUAUUCAAGUGACUUAUGUGAAGCCCUAUUUUGAAGACAAAGAAAUCUCUGAAAGAAAGACUGAAUUUGAAAGAAAUCAUAACAUCAAUAGAUUUGUAUUUGAAACUCCUUACACUUUAUCUGGAAAAAAGCAUGGCAGUGUGGAAGAACAGUGUAAAAAAAGGACCAUUCUAACUACUUCCAACUCCUUUCCCUACGUAAAGAAGAGAAUUCCAGUCAAUUAUGAACAUCAGGUUAAUUUAAAACCAAUCGAUGUUGCUACCGAUGAAAUAAAAGACAAGACAGCAGAGCUGCAGAAACUCUGCUCUGCUGGUGACGUUGACAUGAUCCAGCUGCAGCUCAAAUUGCAAGGCUGUGUUUCUGUGCAGGUUAAUGCUGGUCCCUUGGCCUAUGCCAGAGCUUUCCUAAGUGACAGCCAGUCCAGCAAAUAUCCUGCUAAGAAGGUGAAUGAGUUGAAAGAAAUGUUCAGGAAGUUUAUCCAAGCCUGUGGAAUUGCUCUGGAGCUCAACGAGCGUCUCAUUAAGGAGGACCAAGUGGAGUAUCACGAGGGGCUAAAAUCAAACUUUCGGGAUAUGGUGAAAGAGCUUUCUGACAUCAUCCAUGAACAGCUUUGAAGACAAGAUCUACCAUGAAGAUACAAUGCACUCGCCAUGGAUGCACGACUCCCUCCAUGUCUUCUGUGCCAUCAGCGGAACCUCUGGUGAUGGAAGUUACUGUUCACUCAGACCCACUGCUGAAAUAUAAACAUAUCAGUCAUAUUUUACAGAGCUUUCUCAGGAAUUCUUGGAACUGUACAAAGGAUGCUUAAAACCAUCCAUGAUGAGCAAAGAUUCAGUUGUGGAUUUUUUGUUUGUUUGUUUGUUUGUUUGUUUCCCAAAAGGAGUUACCAUGCUUUCAAACAGGGUGCUUGCUUAUUUUGCUGAGCAACAUUGAAAGUGCCUGGACAUUGCACCACUGUGCUUGUUUUCUACUAUUUUUUUUAAGCUAAAUGUAUAACAGGACAUGGUAAGGCAGUUAUCUAAAUAUGUAUUGAAUUGCUGAACUAUGAAUUGAAGCGAUGACGUACUAUGUAAAGUUGUACAAUGGAAUAUAAUAAAAUGUAAAACUACUUUGUAAAUAGAAGGAGUAUAGAGUAUAUAGAAAUUAGCAUUGUAUCAUAUUUGCUGCUAAAAGCUUUGUUGGCCAGGGAACAUGAAGGAGAAAUUGUAGUCACUAGUAAGAGACCUUCCUCUUCUAAAAAGUGACUUGGGGUCUAGACACCCCUCUUGCACUCCAUGAGAGUAAGUUUGCCCUAGUCUGGAAUAAAUGAAAACCUAAGUCAGAAAUUAUAAUUUUCAUACAUCCUCAGAACAGAUGUUUUUAAAGUAAUCUCCAUGAAAGCUGAGCUUACUGUAACUGAUUUAAAUUUUGGGUAACCUUUCACAGCUGCAGGAGAGGAUGGAUUGUACUCACUAAGGACAACCUGAGAAAUUUGUCAUUUAAGAUGAGUUUUCCUGUUUACCACUCAUGGUCUCACACAAAUAUAAACUCUGAGGACACCUUAAAUUGAGUUGGAAAUUAUAGAGUGCUUUAAAAGUGUUUGGAAAAAUUCUAAUAAUCUGAGAGAUGUAGUUUAAAAAAAAAAAAGGCAGCACAUUGAAAUAACUCAUACAAAAUUGAGGCGAUUUCUUUUAGCACCAUAAAACAUGCAUCUUCCCUCCUGUUAAACAGAUCUGUUUUCUGAAAGCUUGGGUUUUUUGUCUGACAUGUGGUUAGAGAAAAUGUAUUUUCCAUAAUUCUUUUAUUCCUCCUUCCCCAUCCCAAAGCUUGAAUACAUUGUCUCUUUUUAAUAAGACACGUCAGAUGCAGGAAGAACAACACAGAGCAGUAAUCCUUUUAUCUGGCAACAUUUUUAACAUCCAUGUUUUUUCAAAAUCCCAUCAAUCAUAAAUAUGGUUCCAGUAGUUCAUAUGGGAAGAGUGGGGUUUUUUAAGGAUAUGUAACAAAAUGCCAUAAUAAAAGGACUCCAGCUGGGUAUUUAGCUUGGCUGUAGUGUCUAUAAAAUGUUAAGCUUCUAAUCUUUGUAACAAAAAUUAUCUUCAAAUAGUAGCUGGACCACAUUUCAAAAUGUUUGUUAUGCAUGAUUCUAAAUACCUAGAAUUAAUUGUCUUCUGAGAAAAUAAUGUUGUGAUCCGUAAAUUCGCCCAUUAGCUGUUGCAAGCAAAAUACAGAUGUGCCUGUAUAACAAACUGGCCACAUUUCUGCUUGUAUGUGCUUUUAUGCCAAGCAGGCUCCAAAUUUAGCAUAACAGAAAGAGGAAGAGAGACUAGUGUGUUUAAAUAUGGUUAGCACCUUACGGAUUGUCAUCUUUCAACAAAUAAUAUUUAAAGGCAGAUAGUGAGAGUUUUCCAAAUUUCUUUACUAGAAGGUGUUGAAGCUUGAUCCAGUACAAGAUUUUUUUGAGCUACUUAACCUCUAAACAUCAGUACUAAGGGCAUAUCUUGACUGCAGUCAGCAAUGAUGAGACAUGGACAUCCAAAAGCUCUUGCACUGUAGCUCUUUGAAAUACUGCAGAUAACCCAGUAGUUUUCCUGGAUUUGCAGUAAGAUUCAUAUGCAUGUUUUUUGAUGUCUUUAAUGUUCUGGGGUAACACUGUUGGCUGAAUUUUCAAUUUCUAAUCCUUAUUUUUACUGGAAUUCCAGUGCAAUUCGUACUCAUCUCUUCAAAUGUCUUCGAUGUUCCAAGAUGCAUUUUUGUCUGAACUUCUCAAGUUGUUGUUGGUGGUGGAGUUGUCCUGACAUUUUACUGUCAUAUACUGGAAAGCUGUCUUGGUAAUUUGGCCAAAAGAAAAGUGUGUUUAAUACCGGUGUGAUUAGAAUAUAUACAGUUACUACACUUCAGAAUACACACUUAUAUGCAGUUUUAAGGAAUUACAAAAAUGAUCAUGCCGUAAGGAUUUGCCUUCUGUCCUGCAGCUAAAUAAUUUUUCUGGUUGUUUUUUUUUUUUUUUACAGAAUAAUCUCAUUUUUAGAUGGGUUUUAAAAAGAUUGGUAACAAACCAACUUGUUUUUUUUUUAUGUAUUCAUGAAUCUAGGGAGUGGCCAUUAGAUAUUUUACAGCUGUAUCUGGACAAUAGAGUCAAGAAGAUUAUCACAUUUUCUCUACCUAGACUUUUCCCGUAUAAUUGUUGCAGUUAAAAGAAAUCCUCCAGAUUUUUUUCUUAUUUCAGGCUGAAAUAGCUUAAUUCACAGAUAUAGCUGAAGAGUGUACUGUAUCUAUGCCACUUUUAUGUAGCUGGUACUCACAUUGGGUACUUUCUAUUUGCUGCCUUUCUGGGAACAACAGAAAUGUCUAUUGUUCAUUAUAAUUUUUUUAUUUUCUUAUACUGCCUGAGGAAUGGUGGAAGGUUUUUGGUCUGGAAAAAUUAGUAGAACAUAUCUGAAAUUACAUCCGGGUAUGUACUCUUUCUGUAUCUCAGUGUGGCUACAUCUACAUAUUUUAUAUAUGUGCCUCUAAUAACUUUUGCUGCAAAACUGCUGUGCAACACGUCAAGCCUUUGGGAUGGAUGCAUUGGUAGUUUUGCUUAAAAGGCAAAGAAACAGGAUAAAGUAUCUCUCCAUGAGGUUUAAGAGCACUUAAACCUGAUACUCUCAGUAUCAGGAUUGGUUUGGAUAAUGGUAUGUGCUAGAACCAGAUGGUUUGCAAAUAGGACAUAUAAAGCAACAAAGGGUCUGCCAGCAUUUUAUGUACAAGAACUUGCUUUUAGAGUUUUAUAGAGUAAGCUAAGUAUAAACAUUUUCUUCUUUGACCUACUGUUUUCUCUCUGCAGAGAGAUUAGAAAGUAGUAUUUUAAGAAAAAUAACUUCAGAGUUAUGUUUCUUUCUCCCCCAAAAAACCUGGAAUGAAGAACUUACUGCAGCGAAGGAUGUAUUUCUACAUACUACUCGGUGUUCUAAAUUUCUUCUGAUAACAGGAAUUUCCAUGAGAUAGGCUAACAAAUGAAAAUCAUCAUGUCACACACCUGCAGUGACAUGUUUAUUUUGUUCCAGAACAUAUGCAACCUGGUAUUUAGAUAUAGAAUAAGACUUUACAUAAACAUGACACCUUUUGUCUCACAGUAGGUAAAAUAUGCUUGUUUUCCCUUUCUCUAGAGACAGGCCCCAUGUACUUCACAGCAGUCUGCAGAAUAACCCUAUGAUUUGAGUAACUUGACCCAAAAGAAUUGGAAAAAACCAGAAGUGGAAGUCAUGGGCUCAAAAAUCUCAGACAAAUUAAACCACAUCUUAAUUUAUCUGCUUGAGGAGAGUAGCAUGUGUUGAUUUGAUGUUCACUGAGCUGAGUUCUUUAAUAAAACAAGAGUUUCUUACUGGAUUGAA